UGCUUUCAACUGUCAACAAAGAAAUCGAAAACAAAAUCAAAUCUGAACGCAAACACAACACUUUCUCAAAACAAAUUUGUAUCCAAAUUUCUCUUAUAAAUUGAAUAACAUACCUACCUAAGUUUUAUCGUUAGAUAUAAAAAAGUGUCAGCAAAACCUACGGACUUCGCACUACCAAAUCGACCCACCAAAUAUCCCAGAUGAUGCAAAGCUGCCCCCCAAACCAUCCGCCCCAGCUCAAUGACUUCUGCCGCAUUUGCCUACUCCGCAAGGCCCAGCUCCGGCCACUGUCGGCUCAAACCAAACCCGUUAUGAUUCCGGAGAUGCUGUACAAACUCACCGGAACGAUGCUCAACCUGAACGAACAGCUGCCGCGGGUCAUCUGCGAGGCCUGCUUCACGAAGCUGGACCUGGCGUACAGCGUUACGGAGGAAUUCCGCCGGCAGGAGGAGCUGCUGCGAAGUCUUUGGUGGAAGGGCGCGCUGGUGGACCAGUUGGUGGCGUACUCGCGGACGGAGGAUUCUCGUCGGAAGCCGCACUCGGAGGAGAUUAUCGAGCGAUUGGCUGGAGAGCGGCGGAAGCAGGUUUCGGUUGAGCAAGUGGAGCAGCAGGACCAAGCAAGUGUCGGGUCCGGCCUCGCGGAUUUGGACGAGGACUUUGGAGCGGAUCAGGAGGAAACGAUACCGCCAGUAGAACAGCUUGUUCCGUUGGUUAAGCCAGAAUCGCUCGAAGCAACAGAUUUAGAUAUUGAAAUGCUUUCGGAUGGUCAGGAGGAGGAGUCAACAGACCAGCUUAUUGAUAAUGGAUUCGAAAUGGUUCUCGAACUAGAAGAUCUGCAGACAAUCGGAGCCCUUCCAGCUGAACUACUAGAACAACUAGCCUGGUAUGGAAUCCCCGAAGAUGAGCCCACCUACAGUGUCACGUUUAUUCCGUCGGAUUCGGAGUACGACCAAAGCGACAAGGAUACGGAUUACGUGCCAGAUGACGAAUUUCUGCUGCUCUCGAUGCGAUCCGAGCUAGAACCGAGCGCAGCUGAUGAAACAGUCGAACUUCGCGACGACGAAUCUGUCGCGUCCGACCCUGAUCUGGCUGACGACGUGGCCGAUGUUGAUUUUCAUCCGGAUCAAGCCCGAGCUACCGCCAAGAAGCGAUACUGGCACCAAAAGGGCGAGUUUGAAUGUUCCGUGUGCAAAAAGAUUCUCCCCUCGAGGCGUACCUUGUACGUGCAUGCCAAAAAGCACAAUGCGCGCAAAGAAGGACAGUUCUCUGCAUCCCUGCAGGAGUCGAAAGAACAAGAAUCGGACCAACACGAUGAGCUUGAAAAGGGAGAAGGCAAAUUCCAAUGCGGAUACUGCCAAAAGCGCUUCCCGUUGUUGUCCCGUUUCAAGAAGCACGUCGAACGCCACGAGCAGCUUCGGGCGGCCGGUAUUCCGGAGCGUAAUCGAACCGGUCGCUACAAGUGCUCAAUUUGUGGAAGCAGAUUCGCCGAGGCUGGCAGAUUGACCCAGCACAUGCGUCGGCACGAGGCAAUACAGGACGGAACAUUCGCGUGCAGAAUCUGUGGCCAUCGAUUUGGUGCUAGACUUGAACAAGUAAAACACGAGCGCAGACAUGAAAAAGAUCCGGUGUUGCGGACUGAUCGAGACAAGAUAAAGCAACCGAUUUUGGUCACAAAGAACGAUAAAGUUAUGUACAAAUGUGGCGAUUGUCAAAACGUGUACGUGUCCCAAGCCAGCUACUUCACCCAUGCCCGAAGACACAUUGUUGCCAAAGCUGGUCUUUAUCAGUGUCAGGAUUGCGGGAUGCGUUACGUGAUCAAGAAGCAUCUACGACAUCACCAGCGGACGGUUCACAAGCUGUUCAUCAAGGUUGAACCCGACGACGAAACGGAGGCUGACGUCAACGUUGAACCUGCUCCGGUGGAUAUUGGGAAACGACUUCCUUACUGUGGUCAAUGCGAUGCGUACUUCUUAAACCAGCUCAACUAUGGCUUGCACAUGCGAGUCCACCAAGAGUCGUCACCCAUUGAAGUCAAUGUAAAGUCCGAAGUCCAAAUUGUCGAAGAUGAUCAACCAACCAGUGGCCAGACAUCGUCAGGUCCGUGGCAUUGCAAAGAGUGUGACGUUACUUCAUCCACCAAAAAAGCUUACUUCCAGCACCGGCGUGUACACACGAAUCUCCAAACCGUCGAGUUUAAGUGUAACGUUUGUAAAAUUGCACUUCCGUCACGUUUGGCCCUUUUAAGACAUCUAAGAGGUGCCCAUGAAAUGACUACCUGGCGGGGUUACGGUGUCACGAAAACGUGUAAACGUUCCAAAUACAUUCUCAAGCCAGCCAAACCGCUGCCACAAGCCAAUCUGAACGCGUACUUCGCCUGGGAAGACCAGCGCAAACCGAUUCCGGAUUCCGCCAGUGAUAGACCGCCAGUAAUUCCCACGAGGGCGGAAGCAGUGACGAUGCUGGAGCAGCUCGAAGACGGCUCGUGCCACUGCACAAAGUGCGGCAAAACGUUCAAUAGUAUCCAGAGCGCUGCGACGCACGCCCGACGGCACAAAAUCAUUGAAGCGGGCAUUUACACCUGCGAAGUGUGCCAGCAGGCAUUUGGUGCGCGACUUGAACGAGAAAAUCACAUGAAGAAUGCACAUUAGAACCGAGCUCAAUGGUGUUCCUGUUUAAGACAGCAUUUAUUGCACCAUUUAUUGAAGGGUGAUCAAACCAAGGAAAUGAUUCUUCCUGUCAAGCUUCUGUGAAGUUAUCCAAA
This is a messenger RNA of Culex pipiens pallens (northern house mosquito), 2761 nucleotides long. Its product is annotated as zinc finger protein 605-like. Gene Ontology annotation, cellular component: nucleus. NCBI's taxonomy places the organism in Eukaryota, Metazoa, Arthropoda, Insecta, Diptera, Culicidae. Gene Ontology annotation, biological process: regulation of transcription by RNA polymerase II. Gene Ontology annotation, molecular function: RNA polymerase II cis-regulatory region sequence-specific DNA binding; DNA-binding transcription factor activity, RNA polymerase II-specific; zinc ion binding. The transcript has 6 exons. The coding region runs from base 201 to 2648 and encodes 815 amino acids. The record is from RefSeq and is a predicted model, not a curated record.